This is a messenger RNA of Cotesia glomerata, 2022 nucleotides long. RefSeq names its product TGF-beta-activated kinase 1 and MAP3K7-binding protein 2 (gene Tab2). NCBI's taxonomy places the organism in Eukaryota, Metazoa, Arthropoda, Insecta, Hymenoptera, Braconidae. The record is from RefSeq and is a predicted model, not a curated record. The coding region runs from base 260 to 1918 and encodes 552 amino acids. Gene Ontology annotation, molecular function: ubiquitin binding. The transcript has 8 exons.
GAUCAGUAGCUGUUCGGACAGUCGUCGUAAUUACCUCAGGAUAGAAUUGCGUUUAAUUAUUAUUAUAAAUAUAAAACUACAAGUGUUUAUUAUAAGUGAUGUUUGUGUCUAUAAAAAAAUAAUAAUUAAGAAUUAUUAAUUAUUAAUUAAAAGUUUUUUAAAUUUAUAAAAUUGUGUUGUAAAAUAAUAAUUAUUCAAGUGUUAAAUCAAGUGCGACAUCUCGAUGGUCCGGUAGGCUAUACCAGGAUGGGGUCCUACGAUGGGGGACUGCCACUGCUCUAACAUCGCCAUCAUGCAGCUGUUCCAUGAGUUGAAGCAGCAGUUUCCUGGCCUACCGGAUCACGUUGUUUCCCAGUGCAUUGCCCAGAACAGCCACGACAGAGAGACAUGCACCGAGAGUUUGCGCUUGACUCAAGAACUGAGGCCCUCUCCUGGAGCGUUUCCCCCUCCAGCUCCGGAUUUGAACCUCCCGCGGGGUAUGAGUCUGCCCGAAGACCCCCAAAAGACUCUUCAAAGUCUCCACCAGAAGCCGAAGGCCCACCGACCAGUUUCUCUGGACAUCGGACCUUUCAGGUCGCCCUUGCACGCGGCUCGGCGAGUUCUUCCGCCAUUACCGCCGAUUUCUUCCAGCCAGACUCCUGGAAGACCAGCGCCAUCUUCUGCCCCGGCAGCUUACUCCACCCGAGGCUUCUUCGAUGAUUCCUCGGCGAGUCCGGAUAACUUCCGGAAUGUGAGGAAUUUGAACUCGGGGUUCGAACUUAAUGUCAAUGUUGCCUGCAGUCCUGCAAGUAAUCGGGAUUUCCGGACAGUCCAGAGUUCUAAGAAACGAAACGAACCUGACUCGAGCGAAGUCCUCAGUGACCACACACGGAGUUACACCUCAGUCAGCCUGACCCUGAGACCGCCUUCCUCGGAGCCUCAAGCUCCAAUCGACAUCAGGUCCCAAGGAUCUAGUCUCACCUACUCAACUUCCUCCUUAGACCCCCGAGGGUUCCAAAGCCGCUUGCAAAUUAGCAUCGGUCCUGGGAAUGUUGGCAGUGUCGCCGCUGCGAGGAUAAGGCCACCUAUGGGUACCAGGCCCAAUAACCUCAUUCCUGUGGCUUCUGGCUCUCAUAAACCUCCAGGAUUACCAGUAGGUCCUCCAAGUCAGCUACCACGUCCUACGACGACAAUGAGCGCACCAACGACACCUUCAGCUCCAGCUAUUGGGAUUGUUAGUAAUCCCAGUAGUUUACCUGCGACUCCAAGCGGUCCUGUUUCUUCAUUCCCGUCUAGUCCUUAUAAAGAUGCUAUUAGUGUUGAUCUCAGUCGUCUUUCUUUGCAUCAAGUAUCAGAAAGUCAGAAGCAACUAAUUACUGAGCAACUGGUGAGAAAGGAGAGACUUUCCAGAGAGCUUAAAAUAGAAAAAGGACGACUUGAGGCGCUUAAGAGAGAAAUCCAUGCUAUUCAAGGACCUGUUUAUCCUAUUGUUUCUCUGGAGCAACGCGCUUCAGAUUUAAGAAGCGAAAUUUAUCAACUGGAGCUUGAGUGUGGACUGUUGACAAAUGAAGUCGACAAAAGUAUAAAUCCAAAUGUACCUCUGGGAGAGACCAACGAAGAAUUCUACCACGGAAUUUACCGCGGCCAGUCAAUAAACCUCCCCGCGUUCACGUCAUCUCCUCCACCUCUGCCGAGUGUCCCGCCGGCCUGGGACCCGAGCCAGAAUAUUCACGAAGACGAGGAUAAAGAUGGGCCCUCGUGGAUCUGCGAGAAAUGUACCUUUAACAACCACCCGUUGAUUGACAUCUGCGAGGUUUGUCUGAUGCCUCGCUUCAAAGAACUUGAAGACACAGGUACGAGAAACCGUCCCCAGGUGUUGAGCCGCCCGCAGACUUUGAUGCCUAAUUCUAUUUCUAAGCAGUCUACGUCCAGGGUUUAGAUUUUACCCGUGCCUUAUUAAUAAUUAAUAAUUAAUAUUUAAUUUUUUAAUAAUAAUGCCUUACUUUCUAGUUUUAUUUAAGGAGUUAUACCUAAAUGCAAAAA